AUGAGUCAAACAGCUAUCGAGAGAGCGUGCGAGCGGUUCCGGCGGCAGCUCUCUGGAGAAGACAACCGACAGAUACUAGGGGUAGAGACCGUGAACGACGUUCGACAUGCGAUCCGGCAAAUUGAGCAGCAAUUAGCUGCACGCCAGAGCUUGCGAAAUCUUGAUCGACUGACUCCGUUUCUGAACGCUAUAGAUCGGCUAUCAAAACCCAUAGAUGUUCUUUGUAACGGGACACCAUUUCUGCCAUAUAUAUGGGCACCUCUCAAGCUUAUUCUCCAGACAGUCCAACAUCACACGGGUGCGUUAGACAGAUUAGUGUCUGCUUAUGGGCGGAUUGGACAAGCAUUGCCGCGCCUCAAUCGACUGGGCGAGACUUUCUGCGAGUCGCACGAUUUUCAGCAGCUUCUCUCCUAUCUGUAUAGCGAUAUUCUCGAUUUCCAUAGCCGUGCAUACCGUCUAAUUCAGAAACCAGGCUGGAAGAUAUUCUUCACAUCCGGCUGGGGUCGAUUUGAACACCACUUUGACGGACUCCUGCAAAAUAUUAUCCAAACCAGCGAAUUACUAGAUAAAGAAGCAGUAUCUCUGGACAUCUCCCAGACUUGGGAAUGGAGACGCAAGUCAUUAGAAGAUGCAAAAAAAUGGGAAGAAAGGUGGGAUUCUGAACAGUAUAACAGAGUGACAAAGUGGUUGGAAGCUGGAGAUUCCAAGUUGGAUCAGGAACCGAAGCUCGAACGACUUCGUGAUCAUUGCCGCGAAGGCACGUCUCAGUGGCUCACGAAAUCAGGACCUGUUCGAUCAUGGCUCCAAUUCGGUAGGGGGCAUUCAAUUCUGUGGCUUUACGGAAAGCCUGGCUCGGGCAAAUCUAUCCUAUGUUCUCAGCUCAUCUACUUUCUACGGAGCGAUCGUGCCAGGAACUGCUUAUUUUUCUUUUGCGACUUCCAUACGACAAGUCAUAGCGUUACUAGCCAAGUCUUGAAGACCCUCUGCGUCCAAAUGGUCGACCGGAAACCCGAGUUAGCUUCGUUCAUAUACGAUGACUGUAUUGUUACAGGGAGUAAACCGUCAAUUCCAUGCCUUAAACAGCUUGUACAGAAGCUCUUGGCCGCAUUCCAGGACAUCCGAAUCAUUAUUGACGGUAUCGACGAAGUUGAUAAUAGCCAGCAUCGGGAUAUGCUCAAAACCCUGGCAUCAAUCAGUGAGGCACAAGACAAUUGUAAACUCAUUUUUUCCAGUCAAGACAUCCCGAGCAUUCGCGUACAUUUGAGGAACAAGCCAACACUUUGUCUUGCAGACCAGUCAGCAUAUGUCACUAAGGAUCUGGAAAUAAUUGUCAGCGCAUCCCUCGAAGAACUGAACGAUAGGCAUGAUGGAGUGAUUCCCGGUCAGGUUCUUGCUGGUGUCAAAGAAGCAAUUCUCGAAAGAGCUCAAGGGAUGUUUCUUUGGGUUUUCCUUGUCCUUAAAAUCCUGGAGACGGCCUCGAGUAGAGAGGACCUCUUUAACAAAGUGCAUAGUCUGCCAAGAGACCUUGCUGAUGCGUAUAAUAAGAUACUUACGAAUAUCACAAGAGGUUGCUCUAACAAUGACAUGUCAAAGCAACGCCGAGUAUUCAGCUGGAUGCUCUUUUCCAAAGGCAAGCAGCCUCUUCGCAAACACGAAUUGAGAAUCGCGAUGGAAUUACACUCCAAAUCUUGCAUCAUGAACGAGAACACCAAGCCAUUUCCAAACGCUUUGGAUAUAUGCAAGCCUUUCAUAGAAGACGGGCCUCAGGGAUCGGUGGUCUUCAUUCAUUCCACAGUUCCACAGUUUCUUAUCGCAGACUCCAGUGGGCCUUUUAUAAACGAGCUGGAUGCGCACAGCACCAUCUCUCUUGCCUGCUUAUCUCAGCUUUUACAGAGCCUUUGCUUCGCAGCAGAAUCACCAAGCACUCCAGGGCAUCAAUAUUCGAUAGGCCAAAGCUUUCAUGCAUUACUCCCAUACGCAGUAGAGUACUGGGUCGAACAUGUUCUUGCCUAUGCCAGCAGUUCUACGCCACCUUUAUGUCUCGAGACGUCUGCAGUCGUGCAGAAGCUACUCGAACUAUGUAACUCGCAUAAAAGGCUACUACAAAUGAGUGGAAAGGACGAACUCACAAACAUCUCAGUGCCAGACACAAUUCAACUUGAUUGUCGCCUGGGCUGUUUCGAAACGUUCCCAGACGUGUCCGCUCUUUUGGCCUCUUGCAUCAGUUACAAGAAAGCUAUCAAAGGCAUGAAUGAACCGCCAUCCUCUACACUAGACCCCACACUUUUCUCUGCGAUUCGUGAAACUUAUCACCAAGGUGUCAUCCAUCUAGUAAUCCAAGACCACAGUCGAGAUUUGUCAAAAGAGGACUUAAUGGUAUUCAAAGAGGAGUUUGGGCCAACUGCAUUCGUAUGUCACGUCAGAGACUGUUAUAGGUCACUGAUGGGCUAUUCUACUCUUGCAGGCUUGAAAGACCACGAGAUACAACAUCGAGGCUUACUCAAGUGUACCAAAGCAAAGUGCUCUUUCAACGACAUCGGCUUUCCAUCCUAUCGAAAGCUCAAGGAUCACCAAAGAAAACACCACCCUAUUCAUCCACAGAUUAAAGUACCUCAGCAAAUCCGUCGCGAAUAUUCAAGGGAAUUUGAAGCGAAAGGUGCAGCAGCCGGUAAUCGAGCUGCUGCUACUGAUGCCGCGCAAACUGCUGGUGGACAGCCUGAACGACCCCAGGAAAGAACUCCGCCGAUGUAUAAACCGGGGCAUAUUAAGGCCUUGCUGAUGCUUAACGACGAAGAAAAGGCUAAGUAUGAAGUCGACUUACACGGCCUCUGGAAUAAAGUCAACAAUUCGCCUCAGAAUAGCCCGGAGCGUACUGCUGCGCGUCAAACGAUUAAAGAGUUUUCCAAAAUGCUCACUAUUAAAAUUCAACAACGAAGAAGCGAGGAAAUACGGAAGAAUGACUCUGGAGAGACAACCCAAGGGCACCCACAAGGGCAAGCUGUCGCUCAACAAGCCAAAAUCCCCGAUCACGGCAUCAGCAUGUUAGCGAGAUGA
Molecule: messenger RNA, 3054 nt
Organism: Fusarium proliferatum ET1
Lineage: Eukaryota; Fungi; Ascomycota; Sordariomycetes; Hypocreales; Nectriaceae
Exons: 9
Coding region: 1-3054 (1017 amino acids)
Molecular function (GO): ATP hydrolysis activity
Source: RefSeq, a predicted model, not a curated record